AUGCUCGCUCAACUUACUCUUGACCGCGAUGACGAUUCCCCUGCUGCUACCUCUUAUUUUGCUCAGAUUCCCUCGAUUGCUAGCUUCGAAUUCUCGCGGGGCGCCCCGUUUCUCCUGACUGCUGCAACACGUGUCCUCGUGGACUCAAAUUAUGCCAAUACUGGGUCUCCUUCUCUUCUCGAUUUUGCUACAAUUUUCCGGCAAGAUCUACUAGAAGUUACUGGAUUUGAUUACCUACCACAGGUGUCGCUUGCGUCCGAUGGCGGUCUUAGCGGUAUCAUCUACCUGACGCUCGGUGCUUCCGACUAUUCGCUUUAUAAUGGCCAGGCAACAGAUGAAGGAUACGAAUUUGAUGUCAGCCAUCAAACGAUCACCAUUAAAGGUAGCGGGGCUCGAGGUGCAUGGUGGGGCACACGAACUCUGUUGCAGCAGGCGAUCGUCAGUGACAAGAUGUCAGGCUUCAUGACCGUGCCUUCUGGUUCAGGGUGGGAUGCUCCUGGCUGGGAAGUGCGGGGUUUCAUGCUGGAUGCUGGUCGUCAUUGGUUCGAAACAUCUUUUCUGACCGAUCUCUGCACAUACGCCUCUUUCUUCAAAUUGAACGAGUUCCACAUUCACGCAUCCGACAAUCUAUGGGACCCGAACUGGCUCUACACCGAUCUUUGGCCAGAGCUGUACUCAGGCUUCCGGUUUCGACCCGCCAACGAUUCUGCAAACUACGGCGUCGUGCCUCAGUUGAACGAAAGUUGGUCCCAGUCCGAUUUCCAGGCGAUGCAAAGCAGUUGCGCUGCACACGGGAUCACCAUUGUUCCAGAGAUCGAUACGCCAGGGCACUCGCUUGCCAUCAGCCAGUGGAAGCCGGAGCUCAUGCUUGCGGGAAAUCCUGAUCAGCUGAAUUUAUCCUAUCCUGCGACGAUCCCGACGAUCCAAGACUUGUGGGAGGAGUUCCUGCCCUGGUUCACUUCUACCGAAAUCUCGAUCGGGGCUGACGAGUACCCUUCCCAGUAUGCGGACGAAUACAUCUAUUUCGUGAACGACAUGGCCGACUACGUCUACGCUCGAUCAAGGAAAAGUAUCCGCGUUUGGGGCACGUACGAACCGAGCAACACUUCCUCCAUCUCUAAGAACGUGACGAUCCAGCACUGGGAUUUCCCGGGGGAUACGAUCCCCGUCCAGCUCCUGGCCGACGGGUACAAAGUGAUCAACAGCGAGCAAGUGUUCCUCUAUCUAGACGGGAAGACCUCCGACGGCAACCAGUUCCCUCUCUCACUGAACGAGUCCCUUUUCUGGACCGGCGCACCAGGCGAAGUAGGCUGGGCACCAAACGUCUUCUCCGCCACAGACGAGUCGAACAACACAUACCCCGGCGACCCCGGGCUCCGAGGGGCCAUCUUCGCACUCUGGGAAGACUGGGGGAACAACGCUACCGAUCCUUUGGAAGUCUACCUCCAGCUGAGCAAGAGCAUCACUCUUUUUGGGGAGAAAAGCUGGGCUGGAUCGGGGGUGCGAAGCACGCAGCUCACGCAAGAGCAGUUCGAUUCCGUUUAUCCGGCACUGAAUGCCCGCGCCCCGGGCCAGAACCUGAACCGUGCUGUGAAGCCCCUUGGCCCCCAAGGGGAAGUCUUCUCCCUCAACUUUGGGGGACACGACUUCAGCCAAGGGCCAGUGGGUACAGGUGUGCAGAGUGUAGGCCCGCCGUACGUUCUGAGCGUCACGCUCACUCCCCUCUCAGGGGAAGGCACGCUCUUCCGAGGAGAGGACACGGCGCUCCUCUUACAGAACCUGACGUUUGUUGAUGUCCCCACCAACACCUAUUUCUCACUUCCGCUCAGCCUACCCCUGGGCGUACAGAGCACGCUUGAAAUCCACGCUACCUGUGAAUAUACCUACCUUCUCCUCCAGGGGCAGGGGCGGGAAGUAUACUGGACGACGCGGAUGGAUAUUUGGGGGGAGAGGAUGCAACUGGGGAACAUGAGCUUCCCUGCGCCUUCGGCAUGGAUAGGAGAAGGGUUCGAGGGGGAGAUUGGGGAGGUGGUCUUGCGUUUAGGCUAG
This is a messenger RNA of Dacryopinax primogenitus, 2049 nucleotides long. Its product is annotated as glycoside hydrolase. Lineage: Eukaryota; Fungi; Basidiomycota; Dacrymycetes; Dacrymycetales; Dacrymycetaceae. The coding region runs from base 1 to 2049 and encodes 682 amino acids. The transcript has 3 exons. Gene Ontology annotation, biological process: carbohydrate metabolic process. Gene Ontology annotation, molecular function: beta-N-acetylhexosaminidase activity. The record is from RefSeq and is a predicted model, not a curated record.